This is a messenger RNA of Striga asiatica, 1716 nucleotides long. The record is from the annotation of a GenBank genome assembly. NCBI's taxonomy places the organism in Eukaryota, Viridiplantae, Streptophyta, Magnoliopsida, Lamiales, Orobanchaceae.
AUGGUGGAGGUAUUGGUUAGAGAAGGGAGAUCUUUGGAAGUAACUCCAACAUGGUCAGUUGCUACAGUGACCACAGUCAUGGUUUUUGUCUGUUUAUUUGUUGAAAGAUCCAUUUACAAAUUUGGGAGAGUAAAGCUUAUGCUUCUUGGGCUCAUUUCCUUGUUACUGGGGCAAUGGGCAAGGUGGAUUUCCCAAAUCUGUGUCAACUCAUCACUGUUCAACAGUAAAUUCUACAUUUGUGCAGAGACAGAUUAUGAUGACAAGAAAAGAAUGUUGUUGACAGAUGAAUCACAUCACUCCUCAAAUGCCACUCAUGAUAUUAUUCCUAAAGGAGUUAGUUAUGUCCCAUCUCAUGUUUGUGGCGAGGGUCGCGAGCCUUUCGUCUCAGCUGAGGGACUUGAACAACUUCAUCGAUUCUUGUUCGUCCUUGGCAUCACUCAUGUUCUGUACAGCUGUAUAAUAUAUAGCUGGAGGAAAUGGGAAAUUCAGGCAGGUAUUGUGGCUGAGGCUAAUGCACAAGCGAAAAGCAAGGUGAUGAGAAGGCAAUCCACAUUCGCAUUGCAUCACGCAUCUCAUCCGUGGAGUAGAAGUCGAAUUCUUAUAUGGAUGCUUUGCUUUCUAAGACAAUUUAGGAGUUCAGUGCAGAAAUCAGAUUACUUGGCAUUGAGAUUGGGUUUCAUCACAAAUCACAAGCUUCCAUUGUCCUACAAUUUUCACAAAUAUAUGGUGAGGAGCAUGGAAGAUGAAUUCUAUAGCAUUGUCGGAAUCAGAUACGAAUGCGGGCUUAACUUAGAAACCUCUGCCUCUUGCUCGACUUCUAACUGGCCACUGUGGGGUUAUGCUAUACUAUGCAUCUUCAUAAACAUACACGGUCUCAAUAUUUACUUCUGGCUCUCUUUUAUACCCGUGAUACUUGUCAUGUUGGUAGGCACAAAACUACAGCACGUAGUCUCGCUUUUAGCACUCGAAAUUGCAGAGCCACGUGGGCCCUCACCAGUCGGAACUCAAGUGAAGCCGCGUGAUGAUCUGUUUUGGUUCGGAAAACCGGAGAUUUUGCUGCGUUUGAUUCAGUUUAUAUCGUUUCAGAAUGCAUUUGAGAUGGCAACUUUCAUCUGGUCCUUGUGGGGACUGAAGAAACGUUCUUGUUUCAUGAAAAACGACGCGAUGAUAGCCAUUCGAUUGAUUUCCGGGGUCCUUGUUCAAUUCUGGUGUAGCUACAGUACUGUCCCUCUAAAUGUGAUCAUAACAACUAUGGGUUCUCGUUUCAAGAAAGCGUUGAUAGCCGAAAGCGUGCGUGAAUCCCUACACAGCUGGUGCAAGAGAGUGAAAGCAAGAUCCAAAGCAACAAAUUCCAUCACAACAAGGUCGACAUGCUCACUAGACGAGAGAGAUGAGAUCAUCACAGUUGCUUCGGGCACACUAUCUCCAUGCUCCUCAUCGGGCUCCUUGGCCCAACUAGAUAUAGAUGGGCCUUCCAGCGUGGCCCAGGAUACAGAUAGCACACGUUUGGACAGCUUUACUCAACACGAACACGAAUUCUCGUUCAGGCAAAUGCAGGAAUCGAACAUGAUGACUGAUCAGGAUGAAAUCGCUGGUGAAGAGAAUGAUGUGAUGGAUGAUGUGGAGGAAGGCAAGGCCGACACUCUUUUCGAGUUGUUCCAAAAGACAUGAGAAGAGAGAAUUAAUAGAGGAGAUAUAUAUAUAUAUAUAUAUAUU